CAGUACAGCUAUACCUCAAAAUCAUUCGUCAAAUCUAGCGACAACCAUCUUGGCAGGGGAGAACCCUACAACAGUUGCUUGUAGUCAUGGUGCGUCCCAAUCUGUUGUGGUUAUUUGUCUUGUUUGCUAUGACAACACACAUCUACAGCACGCCCAAUCCAAGUCGACAUGGAAUUCGAUACGACCCGGAAGUUUAUAUGAACGCUAGCCAGCUCCUGACGAGUAAGGGCUACCCGUGUGAGGAACACGAAGUACCGACUGAUGACGGCUUUAUCCUUGGCCUCCAGAGAAUACCCCAUGGCAGACUUGAAUCACAGAAAGUGUACUACCCGAAGGAUGAUCAGCCCGUGGUACUGCUGCAACAUGGUCUCUUGUCCUGCUCGGCAUGCUGGCUGGAGAACCUCGUCAACGAGAGUCUGGGCUACUUGAUGGCAGAUAAUGGACUGGAUGUUUGGUUGGGAAACAGUCGAGGUAACACAUACUCCCGGAAACACAAAACACUAAGCCCUAGCGACCCAGAAUUCUGGGAAUGGAGUUGGGACGAGAUGGCAAUGUACGAUCUACCGGCCAUGGUAGACUAUAUAUUGAACGUGACAAACCGGAAGCAAUUGUACUAUUUAGGAUACUCCCAGGGAACACAGAUCGCAUUCUCCGGCCUCGGCCUACCCUGGAAUACGGACAAAGUGAAGAUGUUCUUUGCGUUUGCACCUGUCACUACACUCGGCGACAUCAUCAGUCCUAUCCGACUCCUUGCACCAUUUGUCAAACCAAUACAGACACUGUAUGAAAUAUUCGGGAAGUCUGAGUUUCUCCCCAGCACUGACAUUGUAAAGUGGCUCGGACGGGCGGCAUGUAGCAAACCUGGCCUCGACUUCAUCUGUGAAAACGUCCUCUUUGUCCUCGGUGGCUACGACUUCAAGCAGAUGAACGAAUCACGAAUCCCGGUUUAUGUAGCCAACCAUCCCGCCGGCACCUCUGUCCAGAACAUUGUCCACUAUGCUCAGUCUGUCCUUCACAAGAACUUCUUGAUGUAUGACUUUGGGUCGGAGGCUACCAACUUAGCCCGCUACAAUCAGACGACUCCGCCAGCCUGGAACGCGUCUCUGGUGAAGACCCCGACAGUUGUGUACUCCGGCUCAAAGGACUGGUUGGCCGAUCCCACUGAUGUCAACGCCCUUCUGCCCGAGAUAACAAACCUAGUGGCUACCAAAACCAUGGAUGAAUGGGAACACCUGGACUUCAUAUGGGCCAUGGACGCGCCACAGCAGGCGUACAACGACGUCAUCAGACGCAUCCACGAGCAGGAGGCAGUCGAACGCAACUCGACGUAGACUUUUACUGUCAAUAUACAAUAAACUGUAUACGACAUUUUA
Molecule: messenger RNA, 1373 nt
Organism: Mizuhopecten yessoensis (Yesso scallop)
Lineage: Eukaryota; Metazoa; Mollusca; Bivalvia; Pectinida; Pectinidae
Product: lysosomal acid lipase/cholesteryl ester hydrolase-like
Exons: 8
Coding region: 87-1331 (414 amino acids)
Molecular function (GO): hydrolase activity, acting on ester bonds
Source: RefSeq, a predicted model, not a curated record